UUCAGUUGUCCUGUUCUUGCUUUGGUAUCCAGGUGGCUGUCAUUUCACUUCUAACCAUGUCUGUUCAGUUUUGUUUAGCUUUGCUGGCUCUCCUCUCUCUGACUGCGGCAUCUAAUCCAGACUGUGAGGAGCUGCUUAAACCUCUGGAGGAUCGAAGCAGGAUUUCUGGAAAAUGGAUAUUCUAUGCUGGAACAUCAGACAACAAAGAACUCCUGAAGCAACUUAAAACGAUCAACAGCUCCUGGAUUGAACUCUCACCUAUACCUGACAGUGAUGAUAUGACCCUUCGAUGGGGAGACAAAAUGGAUGGAAAAUGUCAUCAUGGAGGCGUUAAUUCCACCUUCUCAGGAAACUCCUCCAAGGUGACAUUUUACUUUAACUCCUCCAAUCAUGAGCAUGUUGGGAAGCACCUGGUGACCUGCCCUGACUGCAUCCUCUGGACAGACACCUCAGUGAUGGAGGGCAACGGGGAAACCAGAAAAGGCAGAAACCUCUAUCUUUUCACAAAGUCUGGGAAAUUGGAUGCCGCUCAUUUGGAAGUUUUCAAGAAACAGGCAGCAUGCCUCAACUUCCCACCAGAAUUCCACUUUGGAGAAUCCACAGACAUGUGCCCCGAUGAGAAGGAAGCUGCCACAGAUGUAAAGGAGGAAGAACAAUAGAGAAAGCGCAUUUUGAAGCGACUGUUGUCCACUACACCUCAAAUCUGUCCCGAGACCUGAAGUUACUCCAUGAGUCAAAUUGCUGUAUUAAAGACCAGAAUAGACUGA
Messenger RNA from Micropterus dolomieu (smallmouth bass), 767 nucleotides. RefSeq lists its product as uncharacterized. Lineage: Eukaryota; Metazoa; Chordata; Actinopteri; Centrarchiformes; Centrarchidae. Bases 57 to 659 code for a protein of 200 amino acids. The transcript has 6 exons. The record is from RefSeq and is a predicted model, not a curated record.